CAAUUCGCCAGACGAGACCACAUUCUAUAGACACAUGUUGAUGCGCGAGGACCUCACCCAGUCGCUGAUCAUGAUCCAGCCGAUCCUGUACUCGUAUAGCUUCGGCGGCCCGCCGGAGCCCGUGCUGCUGGACACCUCCUCCAUACAACCCGACAGGAUAUUACUCAUGGAUACGUUCUUCCAGAUACUUAUAUACCAUGGAGAGACCAUAGCGCAAUGGCGCGCGCUCCGUUACCAGGAUAUGCCGGAAUACGAGAGUUUCGCCCAACUGCUCCGCGCCCCCAUCGACGACGCGCAGGAGAUACUGCAGAGCCGCUUCCCCGUGCCGAGAUAUAUUGAUACCGAACAUGGUGGAUCACAGGCCCGGUUCCUCUUGUCGAAGGUGAAUCCGUCGCAAACGCACAACAAUAUGUACGCGUACGGAGGGGCGAUGCCGAUACCAUCUGCGGACGGUGGCGCCCCCGUGUUGACGGACGAUGUUUCGCUGCAAGUAUUCAUGGAGCACCUAAAGAAGCUGGCGGUGUCCUCCACCGCCUAAAUGACGAUUGUGUGCAGUAUUGGAACUGUUACCUUACGUACAUGGUUUUUGUAGGUGUCGAUAACAGGUGCCGUUACCUUAAUGUGGAUUAUGGAACUAUUGUGGUCGUCUUUUUUUAAUUGUUAAAACAGGUAUAAUUGCGCGAUAUUUUAAUACUGUGGCAGUAGGUGAUAAAUA
Messenger RNA from Manduca sexta (tobacco hornworm), 715 nucleotides. Its product is annotated as protein transport protein Sec23A-like. Lineage: Eukaryota; Metazoa; Arthropoda; Insecta; Lepidoptera; Sphingidae. Gene Ontology annotation, molecular function: GTPase activator activity. Gene Ontology annotation, cellular component: COPII vesicle coat; endoplasmic reticulum exit site. The record is from RefSeq and is a predicted model, not a curated record. Bases 35 to 538 code for a protein of 167 amino acids. The transcript is spliced from 6 exons. Gene Ontology annotation, biological process: COPII-coated vesicle cargo loading; COPII-coated vesicle budding.